Messenger RNA from Capra hircus (goat), 866 nucleotides. Its product is annotated as EKC/KEOPS complex subunit LAGE3-like. The transcript is spliced from 3 exons. The coding region runs from base 71 to 688 and encodes 205 amino acids. Gene Ontology annotation, cellular component: EKC/KEOPS complex. The record is from RefSeq and is a predicted model, not a curated record. NCBI's taxonomy places the organism in Eukaryota, Metazoa, Chordata, Mammalia, Artiodactyla, Bovidae.
AGUACACGCCUGGUUUCUGUAAGGAGGGUUCAGUCUUUCGCGCUGCGGAGGGAGGAGGAGAGGGUUCAAGAUGGAGUCCGAUGCACAUGGUGGAGGAGCCACCAGGGCAGCCAAAGAAGAAGCCAAAGAAGCCAAAAAAGACCCAGGUGCCGUGGAAUUUGCAGCGGGCACAGCACAUGGUAGCCACAGAGUGCCGGGUGGUGCUGGUGGCCAGGAUGACCCUGGUGAUGCAGCUUGCCCUGGUGACGUCGUCGGUCGCAGGGUUCAUGGAGGCGCUGGUGACCUGGCUGGUCCCAGAGGCCCCAGCGCUGCAGGAGACCCAGGGGGCACAGCUGGUGCCAUUCUGCAGAUCUCGGGGCCACCUCACGCUCCAGGGCCUAGUGGAGAUGCUGCUUCUGGAGCCGCAGUUCUGAGUAACCGAGACCUCCGGUUCAGCCUCACUGUGCCUUUCUCAUCACACGCGGAAGCUGACAUCGCCCGCCACUUCCUGACUCCACGUACUCAACUGCGAGGGCCGAUUCGGAAGGAGCUCGAUGUUAAUGGCCGCAUGCUGGUUCUCCGAUUGACUGCUGAAGACCCUGGCCUGCUCCAGAGCUCCAUCGUUUUCUGUCUGGAGCAGCUUUCCCUGGUGAUGCGGUCCUUGCAGCACUUUGGGGCUCCUCUUUCUCAGCACAGAAGAGGGGUUUAAACCUAGCCUAUGUGCCCUAGCUUCAAGUGUCCUUCCCCAGGGGAUUGCUUUCUGCAGUACUUUGAUUGGGCUUCAUCUUAUGUCUGUGCUGAUUUUGGCGGCUCAGUGUCUACAUAGUUUGUUUGGUGAUUGUUAACUGCAAAAAAUAAAACUGAGCUAUUGUGCUGUCUCUGACUUU